UAAAAGUCGUCAAAGAAGUGGGGGUCAUCGUCUGUGAAUGAGGUAGGAAGUGGAUAUGGGAAGGGCUCCGUGUUGUGACAAGGAAGGAGUGAAGAAAGGGGCUUGGAGUCCUGAAGAGGACCAAAUCUUGGUACAGUACAUCAGCAAGCAUGGCCAUGGCAGCUGGCGUACCCUCCCCAAGCAUGCUGGUCUUCUUCGAUGUGGAAAGAGUUGUCGGCUUAGGUGGAUUAACUAUCUUCGUCCUGGCAUUAAACGCGGUCCGUUUACUUCUGAGGAAGAGGAUACUGUAAUUCAGCUUCAUGGCAUGCUCGGCAACAGGUGGGCUGCCAUAGCAUCGCAACUUCCUGGAAGAACAGACAACGAGAUUAAGAACUAUUGGAACACUCAUUUAAAGAAGCGUCUCCGUGGCCCAUGGGUGCCCAAGUUCGCCAAACUUGAGCCAAGCAAUGCCAAAUCCGAAUCUCCUUCAACUCGCCAUAUGGUACAGUGGGAGAGUGCCAGAGUGGAGGCUGAGGCACGCUUGUCAAUGGAAUCGUUGCUGCACAACCUCUCAUCCAUGGGUCAGACCGACUGUGAUCACUUCCUCCGUCUUUGGAAUACUGAAGUCGGAGAAUCAUUUCGGGUUAUCAAAGAAAAAGAUGGUGCAGCCUGUCGAAGCCCUGUCCCUCAAACAUCUUCAUCGACAAAAUGUUGUUCGGAUUCUGAUGUUACAAUACAAGUGAAAAACACCAGCACCGUUGGCAGCACUACUAACAUGACUUCAGAACAAGAGCAUGACUAUCGACCAAUGGUGGACGACGCAAUGGCCAACUCGGAUUCUCUCACCUCUUACGAUCUCAUGGAUUCUUCUGAUUCAGCAUUAGACCUGCUGCUAGAUUUCCCAGACGGUGAUGACAUGUUUCAAGGAUAGACAUUUUGCUCCAAACUAGAUGUCAGUACAAAAUGCCUCUUUCCGGUGUUGCAUUACACGGUUAGAGCAGUUUAAUGAGGCUAACAUGCGAAGAAAAGUUUAGUUAUUAGCUAAUUUAGCUUUAAUAGAUAGUUUGGCACCUAUUAAGUUUCA
Messenger RNA from Juglans microcarpa x Juglans regia, 1063 nucleotides. Its product is annotated as transcription factor MYB17-like. The transcript is spliced from 3 exons. The record is from RefSeq and is a predicted model, not a curated record. The coding region runs from base 56 to 910 and encodes 284 amino acids. Lineage: Eukaryota; Viridiplantae; Streptophyta; Magnoliopsida; Fagales; Juglandaceae.